AUCUCAGAAUAGAAUUUCAAGGACCUACCGGUAAGAUAGCUCAUUUCACUUAAACCCGAGUACUGCACUCGUGCACUUACCCUACGGCAUUCCUCCUACCUUAUCUUUCUCCCUCGUACCAGCAACAGCGGGCCCCCACAACUGAUUUACAGCCAGAGUUAUGAGUGCCGACACCGGUGACCCCAAAUCGAACACCACGGCUUCGGGUGCAGAUAGAAAAGGGUUUGUUUCCAGCUUCUGCAUGUCUGCCGACCUUUUUCUAAUUGCUCCAGUGCUCAACCACGGUCACCUUUCGAAACGCAGAUAUUUCAAAUCACGGCACAAGGUGGGGAGAGAUGCUUCUACACUCAUGCAAGCAUCCUGUCCAAGUGCUCGGGGCCAUUAAGGAGCGCAGUAGAAGGCGAUUGGAAGGAGUCUUCAGAGCACAUAAUCAAUCUGAAUGACUGGGAUGGCGGUACGGUUGAACGGUUGCUUCAGUUCCUCCAUACCGGUGGCUAUCAGUGGCCAUUGCCGGAGAAAUUAGUGGCAGAAAAACUUGGUUUCACUGAAGCGAAAAACAAAACUUUCACCUUCUCAUCACCUCCCACAACGAAAGCCGAAUCUUACGAGAUAUGUCGGCCCCUAACUCCUAUUGACCAACUGGUCGUGGCCGAUGAAACUCCCAUCAUACAGUCGGACUACAACGCUUGGCUAAGCACCAUAAAGCCAUCGGAAUACGACCUUGGAGAUUUACUUCUAUCCCAUGCAAAGAUCUAUGCCCUCGCCAGCUACAAAGACAUUGAGGGCUUGAAACGGAUGGCACUCAAUCGUACACUCAAAACACUUACGGCACUCGGCACCAUUGAAAGUGGCUCUCGCGAAGUUACUCAUAUCACUCAACUUCUCAAGUAUGUGUAUGAAAACACUACUCCACUAUCUUCUAGUCGGGAGCCGAUGCGCAAGCUUGUUGUGAGAUUCACUGCAUUGAACCUUACAAUCCUAAACUCCGACAACAAAAUAUCUGGUUUGAUGAGUUCAAUUGGCGGGCUUACCGAGGACCUCAUGUCUGAUGUGACUAGAAGAGUGCAAGCGUUCGAGCUUGCGGAUUCUAUCACGGCUAAGCUGUUUAUAUCAGAUUUAGAGGUUUGUGCUCUGUCCAUAUAUCACUGAAAAGCGGCUAUAGCUUGGAUCUCACAUAUUGUUUCUUUGUGGUCUCGUUACUGAUGCUGUGAAAAGGUACGAAUCGGCGGGGAAGAGCCCUGGAAUUGUGUUCGGGAGUACAACUGGGGAGACCCUAACCUUAAUUCGGGGAUUCCACUUCCGUAAGUCUCCUACCUCGCUCUGGCUGGUUACCCAUCCUAGGCAAGAAGUAUCCGAGCAUAGGGAUCAGAAGGAGAUGUGAGCCGAUCAUCAGUAUGAUUUCAUGUGCACAAGCAAGACUGAACCCACAAUUUUCGAGCAACUCUUGCCUGGGACAAUUUUGCAGGAUCUAAAAAGUUUGUCAGCUCUAACCUUGGAAAAAAAAAAACAGUCCAGUUUGGCUUGUGCCAAAGUAUACAGAAGUCGAAGAGCAAGCUUGUACCUCUUUUGAAAAGUGUACUGUGCUCACCGGGGGGUAUAUCCACGACAAGAGCGAUGUGAUCCCGUUUCCGAAGGCGAAGGGAAUUUUGAUGCCAUGCAGGGAUGGGCCUUCGAGGAUUCGGCAUGUUCAGUUACUCCGCACCUCGACCGCUACCACAGCUCUCAUUAUGGGCCAACAGGUGGGCAAGACUGGGGUCUUGGAAUGUAUUAACUAUCAUUCACCACCCGGCGCUUCGGGGAUAUCGUAUACAUACCUCCACCUCAUGUGGAAAUACUGAUUUCUCGUUCUGUAAGCAAACUCUCUUAUCUCCCACUCUCGAUUCUACGGUGGAGGGUUUAAAUAUUACAUCGCUAAGUCAGAUUAUUCGGUCUACAGAAAAUCCUACUAAUUGACGCAACUAUCGAAACUUGGUGGCGAAGCGGAUUCUUGGCUUUGUUUGUUUCCGCUGAAUUCUUCUAUUUUUAGAGAGUAUAGCUUCUGUGCGGGACCGCUUAGCUAUAACUUAAUAAAUUUUUAUCAUACUAUAAAAAGGUGGAAAUUUAUAUCCCGGGGUUAUGGAAACUUAUUAUACAAAUGUCCAGAUAAUGAUGACUUGAAACUCCUUUGCUAAUUGAUCCUGAUAUUGACCCU
Tuber aestivum (summer truffle) is the source of this 2191-nucleotide messenger RNA. NCBI's taxonomy places the organism in Eukaryota, Fungi, Ascomycota, Pezizomycetes, Pezizales, Tuberaceae. The record is from the annotation of a GenBank genome assembly.